CUUCGCACCAGUCAUCAUCAUUUUUGACUUUUUGUUGACAAAAAAUUUUGCAGAUUUUUCCUUUCGAAAGAGGUGUUUGACGUCGGAAUAGCAAGUUUUUCAGUGUUUUUAAUCCAGCAUAUAGACUCGGAAUAUCACACUUUCGGGAAGUUACUGCUAUAGUGCCAUUUAUAGAGUCGCACAAUCCGCAAUCACCAUUCUCUCACAGCAGCUCAAUGGCUGGCAAUUUUUGGCAAAGUUCUCAUUUCCAACAAUGGAUUCUGGACAAACAGGACUUGAUUCGAGAGCGGCAACAUGAUUUGGCCAUUUUAGCGGAGGAAGAAUAUCAGAAGAUCCUGAUUUUUUUCUCUAAUUUUAUUCAAAGCUUGGGAGAGAGUUUGAAGUUACGACAACAAGUUAUCGCAACAGCCACUGUUUAUUUCAAACGAUUCUACGCUCGCAACUCUUUGAAAUGUGUGGAUCCACUUCUCCUGUCUCCGACGUGCAUUUUCUUGGCAUCCAAAGUUGAAGAGUUUGGAGUCAUUUCCAAUAACAGGCUCGUCCAGACUUGUCAAGCUAUAGUGAAAAACAAAUUUAGCUAUGCCUAUGCGCAAGAGUUUCCGUACAGAUUUGCCCAGAUCUCGGAGUGCGAGUUCUAUUUGCUGGAGAAUUUGGAUUGCUGCCUAAUUGUUUAUCAGCCGUAUCGGCCUUUGUUGCUGCUCCUCCAAGACAUCGGGCAAGAAGAGCAGCAGUUGCUAGGAUUAGCAUGGAGAAUAGUCAAUGACAGCCUGCGAACUGAUGUCUGUCUCCUCUAUCCACCCUACCUAAUUGCUAUUAGUUGUCUACAAAUAGCCUGUGUUGUUCUGCAGAAAGAUCUUAAAGGUUGGUUUGCGGAGCUGAACGUAGACUUUGAGAAAGUCCAAGAAAUUUCUAGGUAUAUCAUCGCCCUUUUUGAACUGUGGAAAUCGUACAACGAGAAAGACGAAAUUAAAACCCUAUUGAACAAAAUGCCGAAACCAAAAGUCCAGCAACCGAGAUAGCUUUAGGCCAGUGCUGCACACUUCUCACAGCAAAUGGAGACGGACGGUAAACUCAGCAAUGUUAAUGAAUGGUUAAUUGUGGUAAACUCACAUCCAAGGAAAAAUUUCCUCUCUCCGAAGCUACUACUUGAAACACGCAAAGUCCGCUCCUGCAAAUGGACUGUUUUGCUUGUCAGUGCUCCGCAGUGGAUCCACUAAGAAUCAAGGAGAUCUCUGUAUGCAACUCAGUAACACAAUGUCUUUGAAACAAAGUCUCUGAAUUCUUCUUCAAAGAUUCUCUUUCCUUUGUCUUUUUAAGUAUCUGUAGGUUGACCCUACUCCCAAAAAUACGGAUUGGAUUCCGAAUUAAUUUCAUUGUGCAGAUUAUGUUUUCAUAAAACUUUUUUUAAGAAUUUAAGUUUAGUAAAAGGUCAAAUCGAUGAUCAAUACUCACAGAAGAUAAGUAAAUCAAUGUAAAAUUUUGGACUUGGAAGUAUGUAGAGCUAAAAGAUUUCAUUAAAUUUAUUCCUGUAAAAUCCAAAGAAAUCUCAUGAAUUUUUAGAAAUUUACUUCCAGUUUUGAAUCAUUAUCCAGCAAGUAAGCAAAAUGCAUACUUAUAAACCCUCUAAAGUUUCCUUGGAUUAAUCUAGUCCUAGUUGUUGAUAGUAAAUUCAAUGAAAGAAAGAUACAUUCGUUUAAUAUCAAUGAGCCAGUUGCACAAUUUUUUCAAUUGCUUGUUUGAAAAAAAAAAAAGGCUCCUAAUGCUACAGGGAUUUCCCUGGAAUUUUUUUAUCACCAAAAACCCUCAAAAAAUCAACUUGACCCUCUAUCGCAUGAUUUAAUUUUAGGUCACUGAUUGCGGGGAAAAAGUUCGUGUUGUAGUUAAUAGAAUUUCUGGAGGUCAAUUAGGAGGAUCACUGAAAAUUUUAACCUCUACUUUCUUAAAAAGGGUGGAAAAGAGGUUGCAUUCCAGAUGUAACAUAAUGCAGUUACGCCGUAUUCGUAUUUCGACCUUUUCCCUUUGGUCAACAUUAGGCAAGCAAUUUUCUCAGAAUAAUAAGCUGUGAAGAAAAAAUGCCCUGAAUUUUCCCCAGGAACAUUCUCCUGAGAUAAUUUGAAUGUUCUUAGACACGAGGCAAUGUACAAUUCAUUCUUAUUGUUAUAAUUUUGAGCACUUAAAGUGAGGUUCCUAGAAAUUCUUCAAUAUUUUUCUGAAGAGGUUUUCAUAACAGAAAGUUCAAAGUUCCCUAGAUUUUGUAUUAUGAAAUGUUUAGGUUUUGUACUAAUGACGUUGAAGUGUUUUAUGUGCAUUUCCUUUUGCAUAAGCUUUUUUCUCUGGUGAGGAAUUUUAGUCGUUGACUAUAUAAAGUGUUUGCUUACAAUAAGUGCUCAUCUGCGUUCCUUCUGCAAUUGGGCAGAAAGUGAUCUCAAGAAUCAGGCACAUCUGCAUAUUAACAAUUCAAAACUUAAUUUCUAUUAAACCCAUGUUGCCACCUUUUCAAAUUAGAUACUUCAAGUAUAUAAAGUUAAUUUUUAUGUUUCGUUUGUUUACGGUCUUCAUCUUCUUAGUUUUUUAUUUUGUGAUUUUAUCAUCGUUUUAAAGUAUGUAUUUGACUGUGUACUGAGUUAGUGAUUUUAACACUACCAAGAAGUUGGCGGUUUUACCAAGUAUGGUGGGGGUGGCAGUAUUAAAUCCACCUUUUCCUGGCAUUUUCACGGCUCACACUAUCUUUUUAAUAGUAACCCCCCCUCCUUCCACCUCGUGCUUCUCUCUGGCAGAUUUAACAGUUGGAAGUUAAAAAUGGCUACUGGAAUUAAAGUGUUUUUAUUAUGUUAACAGUUUGCAGCUAAUUUUACUUUAGUAACUCUGAAAACCAACAAAUAUUUAUGUUACAUACUGUAAGGUAUAGUAGAAAGUGUUGAACCUCUUUAAGGUAUUCUAAUGAAUGAUCUGUUUUGAUGCAUUUCAUCUUCAUAAAGCAUUUUGAUUUGUAAAAGCAGUUUUUAGCCUUGUCGGAAAAGUAUGUUGUUAUUAAAUCAGCAUGUGAAAGACA
Bemisia tabaci is the source of this 3052-nucleotide messenger RNA. It is a transcript of the gene CycC, whose product is annotated as cyclin C. Lineage: Eukaryota; Metazoa; Arthropoda; Insecta; Hemiptera; Aleyrodidae. The record is from RefSeq and is a predicted model, not a curated record. Gene Ontology annotation, molecular function: cyclin-dependent protein serine/threonine kinase regulator activity. Gene Ontology annotation, biological process: regulation of transcription by RNA polymerase II.